Messenger RNA from Pygoscelis adeliae (Adelie penguin), 1859 nucleotides. It is a transcript of the gene GALNT4, whose product is annotated as polypeptide N-acetylgalactosaminyltransferase 4. The record is from RefSeq and is a predicted model, not a curated record. The transcript has a single exon. Lineage: Eukaryota; Metazoa; Chordata; Aves; Sphenisciformes; Spheniscidae. Gene Ontology annotation, cellular component: Golgi apparatus. The coding region runs from base 1 to 1752 and encodes 583 amino acids.
AUGAGGAUCCGUCUGGCGAGAAGAUGGACGUGGGUCCGCAAAAGCUGCGUGUUUCUCGGCUUCUUGAUGAUCGCUUACUUUGUGGUCGAGCUGUCGGUUUCUUCCUUCGGUGCCUCCCUCGCCGGGGAGAGCAUCACCAAAGGGAAAUGGGAGAGGCGCUUUUCUGACAGAGCAGAAGCAGCUGUGGAUUUGGCUCGUCCAGUUUAUGACAAAUCCCCGCCUGAUCCUUAUGCCCCAGGAGAAUGGGGUAAGCCCUCUCGCCUGGAGCUGAGUCCUGAGGAGAAGAAACAGGAAGAAGAGCUGAUUGAGAAGUAUGCAAUUAAUAUUUAUUUGAGUGAUAAAAUCUCUCUCCACCGACACAUUGAAGAUAAUCGACUGAGUGGCUGUAAAACUAAAUCCUACGACUACAGGAGACUGCCCACGACAUCUGUUAUAAUCGCUUUUUACAAUGAAGCCUGGUCAACGUUGCUGCGGACGAUACAUAGUGUUCUUGAAACAUCACCUUCAGUGCUUCUAAAAGAAAUUAUAUUGGUGGAUGACUUGAGCGAUAAAGUGUAUUUGAAGACUGAACUUGAAAAAUACAUAAGCAAUCUGAAAAGAGUUCGUUUGAUAAGAACCAACAAACGAGAAGGAUUGGUUCGUGCACGCUUAAUAGGCGCUACCUUUGCUACUGGUGAUGUCCUCACAUUUCUAGACUGUCACUGUGAGUGUGUCUCCGGCUGGCUGGAACCACUGCUCGAAAGGAUUGCUGAGAACGAGACUGUUAUUGUUUGUCCUGUCAUUGACACCAUUGACUGGAAAACAUUUGAAUACUACAUGCAAACGGCAGAGCCCAUGAUUGGGGGGUUUGACUGGCGGCUGACAUUCCAGUGGCACUCGGUGCCUAAACAUGAACGUCUCAGGCGCAAAUCUGAAACCGACCCAAUCAGAUCCCCAACUAUGGCUGGUGGCUUGUUUGCUGUCAGCAAGAAGUAUUUUGAGUACCUGGGUACCUACGAUACAGGAAUGGAUGUUUGGGGAGGGGAGAACUUGGAAUUAUCAUUUAGGGUUUGGCAGUGUGGAGGCAUGUUGGAAAUUCAUCCGUGUUCCCAUGUAGGCCAUGUGUUUCCAAAGCGUGCACCCUAUGCUAGACCGAAUUUCCUUCAGAACACAGCACGUGCUGCUGAGGUGUGGAUGGAUGACUACAAAGAGCACUUUUACAACAGAAAUCCUUCAGCAAGAAAAGAAAACUAUGGAGAUAUUUCUGAAAGAAAGAUACUAAGAGAGCGUUUGAAAUGCAGGAGUUUUAACUGGUAUUUAAAGAACAUAUUUGCCGAGUUGCAUGUACCGGAAGAUCGUCCUGGCUGGCAUGGUGCUAUCCGCAGCGCAGGAAUAGCUUCAGAAUGCCUCGACUACGUCUUACCAGAACAUAAUCCUACUGGGUCUCACCUUUCUCUCUUCGGAUGUCAUGGUCAGGGAGGCAAUCAAUUUUUUGAAUAUACGUCAAAUAAGGAGAUUAGAUUUAACUCUGUAACUGAGCUAUGUGCUGAAGUUCCUGAGCAUGAAGACUUCAUAGGUAUGAGGAGCUGCCCAAAAGAUGGAUCUCCUAUCCCAGAAAUAAUUAUAUGGCAUUUCAAAGAAGAUGGGACUAUUUAUCAUCCUCAUUCAGGAAAGUGCCUUACUGCUUAUCGUACAACUGAGGGGCGUGCUGAUGUGCAAAUGAGAACUUGUAAUGCUGCAGAUAAGAAUCAGAUUUGGAAAUUUGAGAAAUAAUCGCUGCUGGUAGUACGAAUGGAAUGGACUGUGAUCUCCAAGGUUUUAUAUGUGUGAGCAGAUAGUGACGUUUGUUUGUAUACCUUGGAAUGUAUUCAGAUGCGUCU